Molecule: messenger RNA, 2744 nt
Organism: Fusarium verticillioides 7600
Lineage: Eukaryota; Fungi; Ascomycota; Sordariomycetes; Hypocreales; Nectriaceae
Exons: 4
Coding region: 35-2719 (894 amino acids)
Biological process (GO): proteolysis
Molecular function (GO): serine-type endopeptidase activity
Source: RefSeq, a predicted model, not a curated record
CAGCCUUACGCCGAUAAAACAUGCCAGUGACGAUAUGGCGGCCCAACACUUCAGUGCAUGCGAGCAUGUCGCUGAAGUAGCCAAGGAAGUGUAUGCUCUGGUCAUGGAAUGCGGUAUCCGCCAGCGACAACGGCUUGCGGGGGAAGUUGGGACGAGGCUGGGGCAAAUUGCUCAAGAAUCUUUCGCUGGCUACGAGCUUGACGGUGCAGCUGAAGAGGCAGCUGCAACGCUGUUACAUACACUCCUUGAGAUCUGCAUGUUCCCGAAUCCAGCCGGGAGCCACAUAGUUCCAAGACAGGAUUAUAUGCAGAUCGUGAUGCUGGCAAGACCAGAUAACAGGUCAAGAUUGAAGAAAUGCAUAUCCAUGGCCUUUAUCACCGACAAGACCCUCCCGGUCAAAGCUAAGGAGCAGUGCGAUGCGUUCUUGGCCAAACUAAGCCAAGAUGAGCCAAAGAAAAAGACUGGCCUGGAGCAGCUCACAACAGGCUCGGCAUUGCCUGAACCAGACGACUAUCCUCGCCAUGUCAGCAAGAAUCUCUUCGAGACCCUUCACCAGCACGCAUUUUGUCACCAUGCCGAAAUGGCGCAGCAAAAGUCUUGGCUGAGCAAAUCCAAGAUGGCAAAGCCUCAUCAUCAUAAACUGGCUCAUCCGAUCAGACUACACCUUGAUGCAAAACCACAUAUACAGAGCAAGCAUGCACAGUUCGAGGUUGUGAUUUCCUCAGAUAAUAUGGCUUACUGGCAGCAUUUAUGGCUGGGUAUUCCUAUGCAAACCAAAGGUCGCCGAGGUGGUGUCAAAUUCGCAAAUGUCUCUAGUGACGAAGAGGAAGACGGCAAGAUCUCUGGCCUGAAACGCAUCAAUUCAGACUACUUCUGCCAAGUUUUAAAACACCAGCUAUUUGCCAAAAUCAAUCUCAACUUUGUCAAAGGUAUUGGACUCGUAUCACUACCACCACCUGCUCCUCUUGAGAGAUUCCUAUGCCCAGGCCAAGGACUUCCUCUUUCUCUGGUCAUCCAAAGCUAUAAGCUCACUGACAAAGACAAGAUCUUACUCGCUCAUGCUAUUGCACAUUCAUUCUGGCAGUUCUACGAAUCAGACUUGAUGAGGAAUUGCUGGACAAGCGAUGACAUCUGGUUUAUGCACGAAAUGGAUCAUCAGCAUUUGCCUAAAGAUCAACUUGCACUGCGGGUCUAUAUGCCACUUGAUUUCGAACAUCAACAGAGAAACUCAGAAGACGAAGACAAGUCAAUGUUGACGCACCCGUUCCCGCAUAUCCUUGGUCUGGGACUUAUACUCUUACAAGUUGGGCUCUCGAGACCCUUCAAGUCAAUGACGCAUUUACCGUUCAUUUCUCGACUGAACAGAGACCAUGGUGCAGCCAGACAAUUACUGGGAGAGUUAGAAAAGGCUAAUUGGGCGCGAUCGACACACCGGGAUAUCUUUGCAAGAGCUGUUGCGAAUUGCCUAGAUCCCAGAACAUUCACCGUUUCUACCCCGAAAGCCAAGACAACCAAGAGUCCCAUAAAGGAUGCCCUUGUUAUUGGCGCGGACGAAGAUGGGAUAAGGCGUAAAGUCUAUACCGAAAUCGUCGAACCGCUAUCGAAGCUCGUCAACAUCGCUUUUAAAACCGAUGCAAAAUACGUAUCCUACUUGGCGAAAUGCAAAGAGGUCGCAACUCACAACAAACUUCACUCUCAAGUCGCCUCGUUCCAUACAGGCAAAACGAUCGUUCCUGAAGAAUGGCUGGACAACUUGAAACACAUCAGCAUGCACAUCAUGGAUCUGCGAGACGAAAAGCCGGACCAUGAGUUCAAGCCUGUCAAGAUAGCGGUACUAGAUACAGGAUGCGAUGCAGAGUUGCCAUUUUACAAGAUACCAAGGAGGAAGAAGUCUAUCAAAGCGUGGAAAGACUUUACAAUUGAUGAGGGCGAUGGUACAGGUAAAUCAGACUGUAUGGAAGACCUCUAUGGUCAUGGAAGCCUGAUGAUCCGCUUGAUCAUGGAAGCUGCUCCGCUAGCUCAUAUUUAUGUGGCUAGAGUUGCGAAAAACACUGACGAGCUCGAGUAUAGCAGUGAUCAAAUUGCUCAUGCAAUCCGAUGGGCUGGACUCGAAGUGGAUGCAGAUAUCAUCUCCAUGUCCUUUGGCUUUCCCCACGACGAUGACACCAUCUCUGCCGCUAUAGAAGACGUUGAGCGAAGUCGAAAUAUCAUAUUCUUGGCGAGUGCGGGUAAUAACGCAGCUUAUCAGAGAGAGGCCUUUCCCGCGAGACAUCGAUCCGUCAUCUCCAUAAGAGCAACAGAUUGCCAGGGUACCUUCAAUGCAAGCAACCCACCAAUAACUGACAGAAAUAGUACAGCUCUCGGCACGUUCGGUGAUAACUUACCAACACGUCUCAACGACGAGAUUACAAAACGCUUUGGUUCAUAUAUAUGUCACCCUGGAUCAUCAAUAGCGACGGCGGUGGCUGCUGGUAUUGCAGCUUCGACGAUAGCUUACGCUGAGGUACUCUCCACAGUCCUCCCAAUACCAACAGAGCAAAGUCCAGUAAAGUGUAUAAAGAGAACUGAGGGGAUGAGAAGGUUGUUGGAAAAGAUGGCACCAGAUCAGACAGGACAUAACAGGUUUAUAAAUCCAAUAUGGUUCUGGAGUGAGAAGGCAGAUGCAUGGAGGGCGUGGGCUGCUAUGUACGAUGCAGUAUCACCAUUUAUGUACCGAUAAAAUUUCAAAACAAGAAUUUCUCGCA